Molecule: messenger RNA, 1078 nt
Organism: Plectropomus leopardus (leopard coralgrouper)
Lineage: Eukaryota; Metazoa; Chordata; Actinopteri; Perciformes; Serranidae
Source: RefSeq, a predicted model, not a curated record
AUGGGGGGACAGAGUUGUCUUACCUUUGAGCCGACAAAAGAGGUGGAAACAGCACCGAAACGACAUCUGUGUGAAAGGGACGGCCAGCAGCAUGUGAUCAUGAGCAGGACAGGGGACUUUGUGGCGGCUCUGUGCUGUGACCAGUCUGUAGAGAGUGCUUAUGAUUUAAAAGCAGCAUUACACUCUUUGAGAUCUAUCACUGCGUUAUUGACACGAUGCUUUUGUUUGUGUUUAGGUGAGCUGCGGGUGCAGAAUAAUGACAACCUGGUCCACGCACUGAUCACCUGCGAGGGCGGUGUGACAGGUAGCGCAGAGGCUAAUGCCUUCAGCGUGCUGCAAAGGAUCCUGGGAGCUGGGCCACAUGUAAAGAGAGGCUCCAACAUCACCAGCAAACUGAGCCAGGGUAUUGCCAAAGCCACCACACAGCCCUUUGAUGCCACAGCCUUCAAUGCCUCAUACUCCGACUCCGGCCUAUUUGGCGUCUAUACCAUCGCACAAGCAGACUCUGCAGGAGAGGUGAUCAAAGCUGCCAUUGCUCAGGUGAGAGGUGUAGCUGAGGGAAAUGCGUCAGAGGCUGACGUCACCAGAGCAAAGAAUCAGGUGAAAUCAGAGUACCUGAUGUCAAUAGAGAGCACUGAGGGACUGAUGGAGGAGAUCGGUGCUCAGGCUCUGACCACUGCAGCGUACCAGCUCCCUGACGCUGUUCUCCAGGCUAUAGACGCUGUUACCCAGGACGAUGUGGUCAAGGCUGCAAAAAAAUUUGUGGAUGGCAAAAAGACCAUGGCAGCAAGCGGACAUCUGGUGAAUACACCGUUUGUGGACGAAGUAUGAACAUAAAAAUAUGAGAUCGGUUGAUUUUAACUCGGGCGUGCUGCGCCUGGCUGCUUAAAAAGGAAAGAGGACCUCAAAGCCACAGCCUCCUGCAAGAAUUCAUUUGAUGUCACCAAUCAUUUGUAGUCUGUACCGCAGUAUGUGUAAACACCAACAGGGAGCCGAAGAAUCAUAAUGCAAAUUCUCUUUUGUUUUUUUGUUGUCAAUUUAACUGUAUAUCUAUGUAAAUUAAAGAUCAUAAUAACCA